ACAUCGCCUGUGCUCCUUGAGGAGUGACGAUACCAUGGAACCGGAGCCAUGACUGAGGCUGAUGUAAAUCUGAAAGCCUACCCUCUUGCAGAUGCCCACCUCACCAAGAAACUAUUGGACCUCGUUCAGCAGUCAUGUAACUACAAGCAGCUUCACAAAAGAGCCAAUGAGGCCACCAAAACCCUCAAGAGAGGCAUCUCUGAGUUCAUUGUGAUGGCUGCAGACACCGAGCCCCUGGAGAUCAUCCUGCGCCUCCCACUGCUGUGUGAGGACAAGAAUGUGCCCUACGUGUUUGUGCGCUCCAAGCAGGCCCUGGGGCGAGCCUGUGGGGUCUCCAGGCCUGUCAUCGUCUGUUCUGUCACCAUCAAAGAAGGCUCACAAAUGAAGCAGCAGAUCCAGUCCAUCCAGCAGUCCACUGAAAGGUUCUUAGUCUAAACAGGUGGCCUCUGCCACACUCCCUGCUGACUGCUACCCCACGGGUUAUGUAUCAUUUGUCUGUUAGCAUAUAGUAUUUUGAGCUACCUUGUAUUGUUAUAAAAUAUUAUAGU
Molecule: messenger RNA, 548 nt
Organism: Lipotes vexillifer (Yangtze River dolphin)
Lineage: Eukaryota; Metazoa; Chordata; Mammalia; Artiodactyla; Lipotidae
Source: RefSeq, a predicted model, not a curated record